Molecule: messenger RNA, 1500 nt
Organism: Arabidopsis thaliana (thale cress)
Lineage: Eukaryota; Viridiplantae; Streptophyta; Magnoliopsida; Brassicales; Brassicaceae
Gene: CYP81D2
Product: cytochrome P450, family 81, subfamily D, polypeptide 2
Exons: 3
Coding region: 1-1500 (499 amino acids)
Cellular component (GO): membrane
Molecular function (GO): oxidoreductase activity, acting on paired donors, with incorporation or reduction of molecular oxygen; iron ion binding; monooxygenase activity
Source: RefSeq, marked reviewed
AUGGAAGCUCUAAUGCUUAUCUUCACGUUCUGUUUCAUAGUUCUCUCUCUCAUAUUCCUCAUCGGAAGAAUCAAGCGAAAGCUCAACCUUCCUCCGAGUCCUGCAUGGGCGUUACCAGUGAUCGGUCACCUCCGUCUUCUCAAGCCACCACUCCACCGUGUUUUCCUCUCCGUCUCUCAAUCUUUAGGCGACGCUCCGAUCAUCUCCCUCCGUCUCGGCAACCGACUCCUAUUCGUUGUCUCUUCACACUCAAUCGCCGAGGAAUGCUUCACGAAGAACGACGUCAUACUCGCGAACCGACAAACCACCAUUUCUACAAAACACAUCUCAUACGGCAACUCCACCGUGGUCUCUGCUUCGUACAGCGAACACUGGAGAAAUCUCCGCCGCAUCGGCGCCUUAGAGAUUUUCUCGGCUCAUAGACUCAAUAGCUUUUCCUCUAUUCGCCGCGAUGAGAUCAGGAGGCUUAUAGGCCGUCUCUUACGGAACUCUUCUUACGGGUUUACUAAGGUUGAGAUGAAAUCAAUGUUUUCUGACUUAACAUUCAACAACAUCAUUAGAAUGCUAGCCGGAAAGUGUUACUAUGGAGACGGUAAAGAAGAUGACCCGGAGGCCAAACGCGUGCGGACGCUUAUCGCAGAGGCUAUGAGUUCUUCUGGUCCUGGAAACGCUGCUGAUUAUAUACCGAUCCUGACUUGGAUCACAUAUUCCGAGACACGGAUAAAGAAGCUCGCUGGUAGGCUUGAUGAGUUCUUGCAAGGAUUGGUCGAUGAGAAACGAGAAGGAAAGGAGAAGAAGGAGAACACGAUGGUUGAUCACUUGCUUUGUCUGCAAGAAACCCAACCAGAGUACUACAUGGACCGCAUCAUCAAAGGAACCAUGCUUUCUCUUAUAGCAGGGGGGACUGAUACAACAGCGGUAACAUUGGAAUGGGCAUUGUCAAGCUUGUUGAACAAUCCUGAGGUGCUGAACAAGGCCAGAGACGAGAUCGACAGAAUGAUCGGUGUAGACAGGCUUUUGGAGGAAUCAGACAUCCCAAAUCUUCCUUAUCUACAGAACAUUGUAUCUGAAACGUUACGUCUGUACCCUGCAGCCCCUAUGCUGCUUCCUCACGUAGCCUCGAAAGAUUGUAAAGUUGGGGGAUACGAUAUGCCGCGUGGGACGAUGCUAUUGACUAAUGCAUGGGCUAUACACAGGGAUCCCCUGCUAUGGGAUGAUCCAACGAGCUUCAAGCCAGAGAGGUUCGAGAAAGAAGGAGAGGCUAAGAAGCUAAUGCCGUUCGGGCUAGGAAGAAGGGCAUGUCCUGGAUCCGGUUUGGCUCAGCGGCUAGUGACCUUGAGUCUCGGGUCUUUGAUUCAAUGUUUUGAAUGGGAGAGGAUUGGAGAAGAAGAGGUCGAUAUGACUGAAGGUCCAGGACUCACAAUGCCGAAAGCUAGACCGUUGGAAGCUAUGUGCAGAGCACGUGACUUUGUUGGUAAAAUCUUACCCGACUCCUCUUGA